Molecule: messenger RNA, 1536 nt
Organism: Aspergillus terreus NIH2624
Lineage: Eukaryota; Fungi; Ascomycota; Eurotiomycetes; Eurotiales; Aspergillaceae
Exons: 4
Coding region: 1-1536 (511 amino acids)
Molecular function (GO): dipeptidyl-peptidase activity
Source: RefSeq, a predicted model, not a curated record
AUGGCGCCAUUCAAGGUUGGCUCAGUUGACGUCAAGAUGCGCGACGCAUCCAGACCGCAAGCUCCUCCAGCCACACCAAGUAGUACAACGCUUCCAGCCGGACACAAGAAACGCCCGGAUUGCCGUGCCUUAAUGUCUCCCAUCAUCUUCGACAAGCAUCAGAUUCUGACGCUUCGAGAUGGGACCAAGAUCCGCGCGGAUAUAUUCCGCCCUGUAGGAGAUGAAACGGUGCCAGCUAUUGUCAUGUGGGGACCAUACGGCAAGUCUGGCACCGGGCUAUUGAACCUCCAUUCCGCACCACUACGAGCCGGUAUACCUGCCAAUCGUCUUUCUGGAUAUGAGGAUUUCGAGGGACUUGACCCAGCUGAAUGGGUGCCCAGAGGCUAUGCAAUUGUCAACAUUGACCCAAGGGGCGUUGCUAUUGCCCCGCUGGAAGGUCAAUCCGAUCUUUUCAGAGAAGACUGCUUCCGUGGGGGUAUUCCCUGGACGACAUUUGCACGUUCAAUUGCCGAUAUCUUGCCGGGUCGACAACAACAGGAGGACAUAAGCGCUAUGGUCGAUCCCUAUACCGUUACCAACGACUACCUGGAAGAUAAGCGGGCCGACUUUUCCAAGAUUCAAGUUCCUGCCUAUAUUGGAGCCAGCUAUUCGUCCAACAUCCACGGUGUGGGCUCUUUGCUCCUUCAUUCGACUCAAGAAUGGUACGAUCUAUAUAGCCAAGACCGCACCCAAGACCGCACCCAAGACCUUGACAAAUUUUUUGGUUACUACCUGAAAGAUAUCAAAAACGACUGGCCACAAACGUCACCAGUCCGUCUAGCGCUACUAAACUUCACGAAGCCGCCCAUUGUAAACAAGGAGUUCCCGGAUCUCCCCUGGCAGCUGCCAUCUGCUGCGUCCAGACAAUUGUAUCUCGGCCCCGAUUGCAAGCUGGCAACGGAGAAACCUCUCCAAUCGGGGACAUUGCAUCUUCAGGCUGACACAACUGACGAGAUUGCCUUUACGUUUGACGUCCCUUCCAAGAUGGCAAUUGUGGGUCCCAGUACCUUGGUUAUUCAUGUCUCUGCCCCUGAUCACGAUGAUCUGGACAUAUAUACACAUAUUUUCAAGGCAGACAAAGAGGGGAACAUUCUGUCGAACCUCAACAUCCCAAUACCAGACGGGGUCCCCGCUGAGGAGCAAGCCAAGCUCACUAAGAACAGAGUGUUUCGGUACUGGGGUCCCGAUGGGAUGUUGCGUGCGUCCCGGCGACAUGUCUCUGCUGAAAAGUCAGGAAAGUCCUGGAAUACGCUGUCUUACGAGCGCAUUGAGAAGGUUCAACCAGGGAAAGUCGUCAAAUUGGAGAUACAGAUAUGUCCAGCAGGCAUCGUCUUUGGAGCAGGGGAGAAGCUAAUCUUGAAGAUCAGCGGAGAGAAGCUUGGGGUUCCUCAUCUUCCACACUUGCCGAAAGAACCGAACCAGAAUCGCGGGAAACACAUUCUACAUGUUGGUGGGCAGUGGGAAAGCUGUUUGCAAUUUUUUACCACGGACAUAUAG